Molecule: messenger RNA, 1704 nt
Organism: Penicillium psychrosexuale
Lineage: Eukaryota; Fungi; Ascomycota; Eurotiomycetes; Eurotiales; Aspergillaceae
Exons: 5
Source: RefSeq, a predicted model, not a curated record
GCUGAUCCAUAUGCCAACCUCCUUGUGUGUGAACCAUUGGACUGGUGGGAGGACGUGGAGAACGACAUCACUAUGAAGACACAAGCCAUCCCUACAACUCCUACCGUCCCUAUCACCGCCACUGAACUGGUCGAUAAAUAUGGCCCUCUUCUUGUUCGGGAACAGUUUGACUGGUGGGAGGACAAUGAGGAUGACAUUUCUAUGAAGACCAAAGCCCUCGUCAUCCCCACUCCCGACACCGAGAACAUGGCUACAGCUUCCAUUGGCCCUGCCAUCGACAGAAACGUGGACGACAAAUAUGCCCACCUUCAUGAGGACGAACAAUUUGAUCAAUUGGAGGAUGUGGAGAAUUAUAUUGCUAUGGGCACCGAUUUGGCUACAAUUCCUAGCAGCCCUGCUACUACUAGCAAACUGGACGACAAGUAUUCCAAACUUCCUGUUCAUCAAGACUGGUUGGAGGAUGGUGAGAAUGACAUCGCCAUGGACACCCAAUACCUGGCUAUCAAUAAUGAACAUCUUGCUACAACCAACGGCCCCAUCAUAGCCGUCGAAUUGGACGAUUCAUAUUCUCACCUCUUGCACCGCGAGACAUCCGACUCGUUCGAUAAUGCUGAGGCCACUCUCGCCAUGGACCAUCAGCCUGAGAUGGCCGUUACCAUGUCGUCCAAUGAAAUUGUUGACUCCCCGCAGCCAGUCGAACUUAGUCAGUCACUUGAUGUCCCAAAUUCUGCCUCGACCUCAGAGCAAGUUCAAAAUUUACAGCUGGCCAGUCCCCUACAAGAACUUGAUGAGUUCGAGUAUCGCGCUGAAAUUUACAAUGGGGAUAACACUAUUCACCACUGGAACUGGCUGGGCUGGCCAGUCUAUACACGAACUGCCACCCCACCAGAAGUCUCACUUGCUUUUAUGCAAGCCAGACCGAAAGCACCACGGGGAAGAGAUAAGCUCCGUGUGAACUCGAUCAUGAGUCGUGCAAUCGAGUAUAUUGACCCUGUCAUUUUAAAAGUGGACAGAGGGGAUGAAGGUCUCUUGCAAAUGUAUGGGUCUGCAAUGAUUGAAGCAUGCGAAGGUCUCACCUACACUCACUAUUCUCUCCACGGAAAUUGGAUGAGUGAUGAUUUCUCAAUGCGGCGAAGGAUCGUUCCUGAUGCUGGGGAGUCAGAAUUGGAAAGAUUUGCAAUCGGGCGAUUCGCCGUUGCAAAUGGCCUUCUUGAAGGUGGACCGUUUAUUUCUCGAUAUGAGUGGUUGGAUUGGCGAGAUCAACUAGUUGCUGCCAGCAAGGAACCCGUUCGCUCUCCUCGGAAACGCACUUGGAAGCCGACGCCUUCCAAGCUCAAGAUCGAGUCGACAUCAUCCAAGGAGAUAUCACCACCACGCCGACUCCUCACUUACUCCUCUGCCCCUCUUGAGAUCGUGGGCAAUACGCAAAAGGCUCGGAUCACCACAAAGAUGAUUCACAGCUCUGUCGUUUUCCCCAUUGGAAUUAUGGGAACCAUCAUGAAGAAGACCUGGCCUGUGCCUACCACUGUCCCUAAUACAGUGUUUUCUCUCCCGCUUGGCAGUAUGGGCAAUUUCAUCGAAAAGCCUUUGGUUACUUUCAGUAACAUCCCCCGCGAAAUGUUCGUUUCCCCACUUGGAAUCAUGUGGACAAUCAUGAAGAGGGCUUUCACACCACACGUGCUUUUACCUGAGACUCUUUCAUGA